Symbiodinium pilosum is the source of this 582-nucleotide messenger RNA. NCBI's taxonomy places the organism in Eukaryota, Dinophyceae, Suessiales, Symbiodiniaceae. The record is from the annotation of a GenBank genome assembly.
AUGGCACCCAAACCAGCCGGAAAGACGCUGGCAAAGCCCAAAGCAGGCAAGGCAGUCUUUCCGAAGCCCUGGCCGCCGAAAGUGCCCCUGGGUUCGAUGAAGGAUGUGUUACCCCUGAUAAAAGCGGAUGACGAGUCCCUGGAUACCCUGAUGCUGCCAUCGCCGGGAAUGCUUGGGGAUGGCGCUCAAGGGGUAGACUUUGGUCCUGAUGACAUCCAAUAUCUCUGCCAGUGCCUGGAGAAGAACAAGACAGUAACACAUUUGAACGUGUCAAUGUCUCCGAUCGGGGACGUAGGCGCUGCUCACAUUGCAGCGCUACUGGAAAAGGGGCAGCCGAUCUUGCGCUUAUCUAUGAACGGCUGCGGCAUCAGCUCUCUGGGCGCGCAAUCACUUGCAAAGGGCUUGGCGCAGUCAGAGGUAAUGGUCGUGGAGCUGACGAGCAAUCGCAUCGACGACGUUGGAGGCCGAGCAUUGCUGGAUGCAGUGCAGCAGAACAAGAGGCUGCAGGAUGUCCAGCUGGGCUUUAAUUCCAUAUCACCUGAAAUGGAGGCUGAAAUGGAGAAGGUGUUUAUGCUUCGCUGA